Messenger RNA from Colletotrichum karsti, 975 nucleotides. RefSeq lists its product as uncharacterized. Bases 1 to 975 code for a protein of 324 amino acids. NCBI's taxonomy places the organism in Eukaryota, Fungi, Ascomycota, Sordariomycetes, Glomerellales, Glomerellaceae. The transcript has 2 exons. The record is from RefSeq and is a predicted model, not a curated record.
AUGGACCCCAUUCCCGCUCCCGGAGCUGUCCCUGCCGUUGCUGGCAUCGACAAAGUUGAGACAGAACCCAAAGUUGCGGACACACCUGCUGUCCCGGCUGUAGAAAAGCCCGUCGAAAAGCCAGUUGAAGAGAAGCCAGUCGAGGAGAAGCCCGUCGACGAAAAGCCGGUAGCCGAGAAGCCCGUCGAGGAAAAGAAGGACGAUCCUGCGCCUCCUGCAGAGACGGCAGCCGUUCCAGUUCCGAAGCCGGCUACUGAGCCAGUCGCAGAGCCAGCCAAGCUGGAGGAGCCUCCCGCCCUCGCUCCCCCGGCUGAUGCGCCUGUCGAAAAUGCGUCUACUACUCAUGCGCCGAAGCCAGCUUCUGUCGAGGAGGUCCCCGACAAGGACGGGCCCAUUGCGACAACUGGAGUCGAGGAGCCAAAGGCUGUGCCUUCGGAACAACCAGCUGCCACAGCCGCCCCGGUCACGACAAAUGCGCCCACUACCGACACUGUAAAGGAGUCGGUCGAAGAGCCAAUUGCGCAGAAGCCUGUCAAGGAACCCGUUGUCGAGGAAGAGCCAGUGAAGGAGCCGGUCAUUGAGAAGCCCGAUGCUGUUAACGGCGCUCCUACCAAGGAUGUCGAGAUGACUGGUGCCCUUAACGAGGCUGAACCUUCCGGCGCUGGGGAGCGGGAGGCGGCGCCGCAAGCCAUCCCGCCGGAAGCCAAGACAGGCAACAAGCGCAAGGCCGAUGACCUCGACGCGGCGAACGGCACGAAUGGCACCGCUGAGGAGAAGGCCGAGCCCGAGGAGAAGCCUAUCGAGAAGAAGAUCAAGACCGGGAAACCCGGCCGCCCUCCUACCAACGGUGCGAAGAAAGACGCACCGAAGAAGGAAAAGGAGUCUCUGGGCCAUAAGGUCGCUAGAAACGUCAAAAAGGUUCUGCCGCCCGUUGGGAAGACCGCCCGUAAGACCCGAUCACAGGGCCCUGCCUAA